UGUUUGAAUUUUCUUAUGCAAAAUGAUACAGGCAUCGCAGUGUCUGUCAGUCCGUCAAUAAAAAAGGGUAACAUCUUAUGUAAAAAAUUACAGUAAACUAUAUCCUCAUCGUCAACUCACGGUGCACUGUUGUUUUGAUACUAACGGAUUUUUGCAAUGAGUUUGAAUUGGUUUUUAGCUUGCUUUGGAUUUAGAUGAUUUUCAGCUGUCAGAGCUGUCAAGCGCUGGCUAAACAAAAGCGCGACUGUCACUGUUUUAGAACAGAAACAUUCUAGAAGGUCCGGAACACCGAAAACCCAUUUUCGCGAGCGUUCUACAGAUAAAUCACAGAAAUUGUGUUCAAAUCGCAGAAAGUGUGUUCAAAGACUGCACCGUUUGCAAGUGAUCGAUCGAGCGAAAAACAUAAAACAGCCUCGACAUGGUUGAUUAUAGCAGAUGGAAGGAUAUUGAGAUUUCCGACGAUGAAGACGAUACGCAUCCCAACAUCGACACACCCUCGCUGUUUCGCUGGCGGCAUCAGGCUCGCGUCGAGCGGAUGCAGGAGCAGGAGAAGAAAAAGGAAACGAUAACUAUUAAGAAAAAGACUACGGAGGAGAAACUGCACGAAGCCAAGGAGAAGCUGCAGCGCAACGAGGGCAAUCUGGACGAGUUGAAGAAGAGCAUUGAGGAGCUGGAGCGUGAGCAGGAGCGGGUGAAGCAGGAAGAGGAGGAACUGCGCAAGAAGGAGAAGAUGCAACCGUGGAACGUGGACACGAUCAGCAAGCCCGGCUUUCAGAAGACCGUCAUUAACAAAAGUGCCAUCAAUCGGAAGCCGCAGGAGCUGAGCGAAGAGCAGAAGGAGCUGAAUUUGCGCGAGUUCAUCAAAAAGUACGAGAAGCAGCUGAAGCAGUAUGGUAUGUUGCGCAAGUACGAUGAUUCCAAGAAGUUCCUGCUGGACAACCAUCAUCUGGCGUGCGAGGACACGGCGAACUAUCUGGUGAUCUGGUGUAUCGAGCUCGAGAUGCAGGAGAAACACGAACUGGUGGCUCACGUCGCUCACCAGUGCAUAUGCAUGCAGUACAUUCUGGACAUUUCCAAGCAGCUGGACGUUGAUCCGCGGGCCUGCGUUGGUUCGUUCUUCCAGCGCAUCCAGGAAACGGAUAACGAGUAUAAGAAAGCGUUUUUGGAUGAAAUUGAAGCGUUUAAGGAGCGCAUUCGCAAGCGGGCUCAGGAAAAGCUCCAGAAGCUGGUUGAGGAGCAGGAGGAGGAAGAAAAGAAGGCACGACUAGGGCCGGGUGGGUUGGAUCCGGUCGAGGUGUUCGAAUCGUUGCCCGAGGAGCUGCAGAAGUGCUUCGAAACGAGAGACAUCGGUAUGCUGCAAGAGGCAAUGGCCAAGCUGCCACCGGAGGAAGCUCGCCAUCACCUACAGCGGUGCAUCGACUCAGGAUUGUGGGUACCGGAUGCCAAGAGUGCGGCUGCUGCAACGUCGGGCAGUGGCGCUGAUACGAAGGAUGGCGAAGAGCCCGUCUAUGUGCACGUGAAGCCCAAAGAUAGUGUCGAGGAUUCCAAGGAUGCCGAGGAGAAGCAGGACGAAGGCAAAUCGAAAGAAUGAAUAGUUCCCGAAAAAUUGAAGAAGAGAAAUGUUCCAAAAUUUGUAGAGCCAAGUGAUUAGCGACGUCCUUUUUUAACCGUGAGGAUUCUUCUGUUGGACAUUUUUGAAUUGUUCGAAUUAUACUUUUUUUUUGUAAAUUAACAUCCGCAUCUCAUUCGCAUAACAGUUGUAAAGAUUUUGCCAUUAAAAUCAUCUAUAAAAACGGACGUCGAGAUUAAGAUUGUCCUCGUGUACGAGUGGCUAAGUAGAAUGCGUAAGAAUGACCGCUUUUGGAACCUUUCUCAGUGUGAAUCUAGCACAAUUUCUGUGUCUAUUUCAUUGCGUCGUAGCGUAAGCAACGAAUCUUGUUUCUGUCGUCUGUCUUGGCAAAUCAUUAUGUCCCCGAGGGGGGGAGUGUGGAAGACAGAUAGCAAAACCCUGCCGCUGACUGUAAACAAAAACCUACGGUAUUAGUCGCCAAGUGCUACGGUGUUAGUGAGCCACCGAGCCGAUCAAUGCCUGUCCGAUUAAAACAUCUUUAAUAAAGUUACUUUUCUGUAAGAUAUUGUAAAACUCGCUGAACUUAGUUAUCGUAAAGAUUAUCGGCCCUUUUGCAGGGU
Molecule: messenger RNA, 2190 nt
Organism: Anopheles darlingi
Lineage: Eukaryota; Metazoa; Arthropoda; Insecta; Diptera; Culicidae
Gene: Cdc37
Product: hsp90 co-chaperone Cdc37
Exons: 2
Coding region: 419-1591 (390 amino acids)
Biological process (GO): protein folding; protein stabilization
Cellular component (GO): cytoplasm
Molecular function (GO): heat shock protein binding; protein-folding chaperone binding; protein kinase binding
Source: RefSeq, a predicted model, not a curated record